Molecule: messenger RNA, 2550 nt
Organism: Phoenix dactylifera (date palm)
Lineage: Eukaryota; Viridiplantae; Streptophyta; Magnoliopsida; Arecales; Arecaceae
Product: ubiquitin C-terminal hydrolase 22-like
Biological process (GO): protein deubiquitination
Molecular function (GO): cysteine-type deubiquitinase activity; zinc ion binding
Source: RefSeq, a predicted model, not a curated record
UCGUAAAAAUAAAAUUUUUUAUUAUAAAAUAUAUAAUAGAAAAUAUUUAAUAGCAGUGCAGAUGAGCUAUGAGAAGAACAAUAAAGAUAAAAUAAAUGGAGCUAUAAUAGGGGUCUCCUUCGAUCCACCGAGACCGAGACCGAGACGAGACACGCGACACUGAGGCCGGGCCCGAUCCGAUCGAUGAGGCUUGUCGCCGCCGCAACCGACCGCUACAAACGAUCGACGCGCCGCCGCCCAUGUCUUCCUCCUCUGCUGCCACGGCUGGCGGCCGCCGCAAUCUCUACCUCCCUCCGCCGUGCCACCACCUCGCCGACUACCGAUCCAACGCCCACGGCCUCGCCAAGCCCUUCCGCUCCCUCCAGCCCUGCCUCCGCGUCCGCCCCCUCAGCCGGCCCGAGAUCCGCCGUGACCCCCACGAGAUCUCCCGCUGCGGCCCCUGCUCCGCCGCCGACUCCGCUGGCGGCGGAAUGGGCCCGAGGCUGUUCGCUUGCCUCGCCUGCGCUGCCGUGUGCUGCCCCGCCCACGCGCCGUCCCACGCCGAUGAGUGCCGGCCGGGGCACGAGAUCGCCGUGGACGUCGACCGAGCGGAGCUCUUCUGCUGUGCGUGCGGCGACCAGGUCUACGAUCGCGAGUUCGAUAAGGCCGUGGUCCUCGCCCAGAUAGCCGCCGCGGCAGCCAACGCCUCCACCUCCUGCCCGCUCCCGGAGAGCCUGGGGAAGCGGAGGAGGGUGGACUACCGGCCAUGGGCGCCGGAUCCGCAGGAGUGGGCAGCGAUGCGGCGGGGAUCAAGCCCUCUCCUCCUCCCGGACGCCUCCGAUCCCUCCUCCGCCGGCACCGCCAACACCUCCACCUCGUCUCCUUCUUCUCCGCCGUGGGGGCUGAGGGGAUUGAACAAUCUCGGGAACACGUGCUUCAUGAACUCGGUUCUCCAAGCGCUGCUCCACACGCCGCCGCUUCGGAAUUACUUCUUGAGCGAUCGGCACAAUCGGUUCGUAUGCCAGCAAAAGGGCCGGAGGAAGAAGGGCAGCAGUGGCGGAAGCACGGGAGGAGAUCGCCGGAACCCGUCGGGUGGGUCGCCGGUGUGCUUGGCUUGCGAUCUUGAUGCAAUCUACUCCGCCGUCUUCUCCGGUGAUCGGUCUCCGUACAGCCCCGCCAGGUUUCUCUACAGGUGGUGGCAAUAUGCAUCAAACCUAGCAAGCUACGAACAACAGGAUGCUCAUGAAUUUUUCAUUUCUGUGCUUGAUGGUAUCCAUGAAAAUGUAGAGCAAGACCGACACAAGCCUCAAAGCCAAGGCAAUGGAGACUGUUGCAUUGCUCACAGGGUGUUCUCUGGUGUCUUGAGAUCUGAUGUGACUUGUACAAUUUGUGGUUUUACAUCUACCACAUAUGACCCAUGUUUAGACAUCUCUUUAGACUUGGACUCAAACCACAAUUUUAUGAAUGUGCCUACUAUGAAAUCACAUGCAUGCAAUGGGGAGAAAGAUUUAAUAUUAUCCAGCCAAAUCUGUGGAGUAUCUACACUCAUGGGAUGUUUGGAGCGCUUCACAAGGCCUGAAAGAUUAGAUUCUGAUCAAAAAUUCUUUUGUCAACACUGCAAAGUGAGGCAAGAAUCCCUGAAACAGAUGUCUAUAAGGAAGCUUCCACUAGUUACUUGCUUUCAUAUUAAAAGGUUUGAGCAUUCAUCAAUCAAGAGAAUGUCAAGAAAGAUUGACCGCUAUUUGCAGUUUCCAUUUUCUCUUGAUAUGGCACCUUAUCUGUCAUCCUCUAUCCUGAGGAGUAGAUUUGGCAACCGUAUAUUUGCUUUUGAUGGUGAUGAUUCGGAUGCAGCUACUGAGCUAGCUUCAGAGUUUGAAUUAUUUGCAGUGAUUGCACACAGUGGUAGAAUAGAGGCUGGCCAUUACAUAACCUAUCUGCGGCUAAGUAAUCAAUGGUAUAAAUGUGAUGAUGCAUGGAUCGCUCAUGUCAGCGAAAAUAUUGUGAGGGAUUCACAAGCAUAUAUGCUGUUCUAUGUACAAAAAACUCUUUACUAUAAGGCAAGUGAAGAUGUGAGUGCCUUGUGACUUGUUUAGAAUGGUGGUCAAUAAGAAGCUCUAACUGAAACAAGAGUGGAUCAAAGUGCUCAGACUUCUGCAUCCUGGUUCGCCUGUUGUUCUGAUUGGAAGACAAUUUUGAGCAAUUUUUGUACCAGGGAAACCAAUAUAUAUUAUAUUGGUUCGAUCUGAUGGAUUCUUUCUGACCAAUGAGUUACUCUUCUUUGAUAAAGCAAAAGAGAUUGUGGAUAAAGGGAACCUAAAUUUUGCCGUUUUCCUUUCAACAAUUGAAAAGCUUCUCUCUGAAGAUAUAGUUUUAUAUAGCAAUUAAUCUUGACCUUAGUUUGCACUAUUGAAUACUCUCUCUCCGUGGGCAUGAUCACAAGUGUACAUGAUAUUCUCAUAUUGCCUUCUGUAAAUCAUCAUGAGUACAAUAUUUGGCUUGUGUGUUGGUCUGUUAAUUUCUCUACUGCAUGUCCAUUUGUGACACUCCAACGAGGUAUUUCAUUUUUAUUUA